AAAGUGAAAGGAAAGGAAAGGGGGGGAAGAACUGCGGUCAUUACGAGCAUUGGACCAAAAGUGGAAGUGCAACAGCACAUACUACUACAUGCCACAAAGCCCCAGAAGGGAAGGUUCGUUGAAGAAUUUUGAUUGAUUCCAGGUAUCACAAGUAUUCCAAGUACUCCAAGUACAGCCAAAGUACUGACGCUACCGGGGAAACUUCCAAGCAGCGUACGGCCCCGAAUUUUAUAAGGUCCCGGUCCCGGUUUAUACUUGGGUACUUUCCGGAAACAACCAGUACAUCGACAAUAGCGCGUCGCAACUGGCAAGAUGGAGUUCGCAUACAGUUUGGCGAUGUACUCACCCCCUGUAAGGGUCAGACCAGCAAACGCUAGAAGAACGAGUUCUUCCAACACCAACUCUUACACUUUCGUCCACGGGGCCAAUCAGCAGGACGGAAAUAAUCACAACCAAAACCAAAAGACCGAAGAUGGUUUGGAAGAAAAAGUAAAAGAGAAGGAUAAAAAUCAAGAUAAUAGGAAUAGUAUCGAGGAAAUCGAAAAUAAUAAUCAGCCGCCGCAGCAGCAGCAAAAACAACAGCAAUCGCAACAAACCCCGAAUAAAAAAUCGAAAAGGAAAAAGAGCAUCGACACAAGUUCGAUUAGGUCAAGGAUCCCUGGCAGACGUCGGCCUCCGCCCGCCGGAAGCCUUCCGCAACCUGUCGCUCACAGGCCGGCGUCGCAUCAUUCCCACUCGAGAACUUCCUCCUCCUUUAGCGUCAGCACCCGAACGUCGCACGAAACACAAGCAGCAGCUCGAGCACAAUUACACCAAGUACAGCAGCAAGCAAAGUUGCUGUCACAAGCACAGGCACAAACACCAGCACAGGCAUUCGCACAAGCGCAAACACAAUCUACACAAACACAAACAUAUCCAAAUUCCUGUUCACCAUGCCCACAAACAUCUACCUUACAUGAACAUAUAUCGGCAAAACAACACUCGCACAGAUCUGACCCCACUCAUGCUGCAUCUGCCAGUAUCACGAGUGGCACCCUCAUCUCCUCGUCACCGCCUGAUAUCGAAAAUUCAGGCGAAAACUCAGGCAUCGGUUUAGCCAUAGCCAUAGAGCAUACCUCACCAUCAGGUUCCAAGCCAUAUGGUGGAAUAGGCGCAAGCGCCCUAACCACCUCUACUGCCUCUUCUGAGCCUAUAUUCAAUACCAAUAUCAAUACCAAUACCAAUACCAAAAUCAGUAACGAUAACGACGGUAGUGACACAAACACUACCACACAAACCCGCAUUCUGGACUCGACCGUUGCAUCGACAUCUGCACCCGCGCCGCCGCCACUACCCGUCACUUCAGCCUCAACCUCGACUCCGAUCGCGUCACCUUCUCCAUCCGCAUCUACUGCGUCCAACGUAUCCGAUUCUGAACGGCCCGCCUCCUCGCCAAAGUCUUCCAGGUUCAUAAGAUCCGUGCACAUACCCAUCUUCAGCACCGACAGUGGGUAUCAUCAUCAGCAACCCCUUACCGCCUCCCACCCACCCGCGAACAGGCUACAGAAGCGUGAUUCUCUCCACUACAGGUCGUCAAUUAUUCCCAGACGUCCGCACUCUCCGACUUCACCUUUAAUACAAGCUGUUGCGGGCCUAUCUUCGCCCAUCCGUCGAAGAACAUCCAGGGGUAAACACCAUGAUGACGCAAUGCCCCCCGAGCCUAGCCAAUUCGUCUCUCCUCAAAAGUACAUCCCCACCUCCUCCUACCGUGCUGGGAGCAUAUCCCAUCCUUCGGGUCUAUCUGGCCGACCUGGAAUCAUGACUUCCAACGACAAUUUUAUGAAUUCCUCGACCGAGGGGAGCGUGGCCCCGUCCAACUCCUCGAUAUCCACCAAACCCUCGUCUACUGUUGUUACCAAACCCUUCAUCAUUCGUAACAAUCGUACUUAUAUCAACGAGCCCACACUACUAUACCCCUUACCUGUGGACUUAGCAGAGCUCCAUCGCCAGUCUUUGCGUACUCUUAUGCUCUUCCAGUUGUUUGGUGGUCCGACAACAGCCCCCGAAUUCUCCAAUAAGCCGCCGACGAGCGUCCUCGAAGUAGGAUGUGGUGCUGCGUUUUGGAGUAUGAUGUGCCAUCGGUACUUCGCCCAGCACGGCCAUUCAUCCAUAUCAUUUACUGGUAUGGAUAUCGUUCCCCUAGUUGGCUCGGGACUCGAUCAGAACUGGAAACCUGAUAAGGAUAUGAAAUGGCGGUUCGUCCAACAUGAUAUGCGGCGGACACCGUGGCCUAUACCCGACAACGAGUUCGAUUUGAUCAUGGUCAAAGAUAUGACGAUGUGUCUUUCGACCUUCAUGCGCGAUCCGCAGAUACUAUUCGAAGAGUACCUACGCAUGUUGAAACCGGGCGGCGUGCUGGAAUUCUGGGAGAGCGAUCAUAGCGUGCGCAUGCUGCGGCCACAUGUCCUCAAGGCGCCCGUCGUGUCGAAAGCCAGUUCUGAUUCGGAUUCCAGCAGCGAAGAAGAAGAUGAGACGGAGAGGUUAGGGGCAUAUAUCAUGACAAACAACACGCCGCUCAGUGCACCGCUGAACCCAUAUCUAGUCGAGUAUAACGGUUGGGUCACUAAAGGACUAGAUGCGCUAGGAGUGUCCGCCGUUCCCUGCACGUUGAUCGGACCAUACCUUCUACAGGAGGCGGAAAGUCUGAUGGAACUGCGAUCAAAGCGACUAGCAGUUCCGCUAAGCGAGAUCAGAUGGGAGCGUGAAGGGGUCGGUGGUGUCGUGACAAAAGAUGGCAAGAGCUAUAUCGACUCGAUGAAAAGAAAAGGCAAAGGGACGGACGCGAAAGGUGGGGGCAAGGGUCUGACCGCCUCUCAGGCCGCCCUCAGACGGACCGCGCUGGAGACGGUCGUAGGAUUGAUCCUCGCCUUGGAGCCAGUUCUUCGGGAGGUUAGUGGGAAAAGCCAGGACGAAUGGGAUGGGUGGAGCGGCAAAAUGAUGAACGAUCUACUGCGCGAAGGCGGCACCAGCUGGGGGGAGUGCUUGGAAGUCGGAGCGUGGAGCGCUAGAAAGAAGCUCCAGGGCUAAACAGCUCGACAUCGUGAUAUGGGGUCUACCUGGUCUCCGUUUGUGGCCGGCUAGGCAUUCCGUGUCUAAUGUUUAUUCGGCAUGUCUAAGACAUGUAUCUGGUCUACUCCACCGCUCUAAACCUGCCGACAUCCUUGGGGGCGCACUCCCACCAACCCGGUCCAGUUCCUAUCUCAAUCCAAAAUCCCGGUCCUAGCCAAUUUCCCCCCUCAAGCCCCGUCGUACCUUUUCCUAAGUGUGCGAUACCUUUUCAGGUAGUACCUAUACGCGCCACACGUCAACACCGCAACCAACAGACGCUUCAAAUUUUCGCAUUUACGUUAAGUCGGACCAGAUGGGAAAGGCCACAACGUUCUCACUCGAAAGGUAAGGUGAAGAGAAUCUG
Molecule: messenger RNA, 3451 nt
Organism: Annulohypoxylon truncatum
Lineage: Eukaryota; Fungi; Ascomycota; Sordariomycetes; Xylariales; Hypoxylaceae
Exons: 1
Coding region: 313-3066 (917 amino acids)
Source: RefSeq, a predicted model, not a curated record